AUAUGUAAGGAGAGAGGGGGUUGUGCUAGGGAAUAGACUCUUCCUUAAAAGAUAAUUCACCUUUUGGACAAAAAUAAUAAAUGCACAUUUUUUUGCAGGUACAAAAAUGUGCAUUUAUUAUUUUUGUCCAAAGGAGAAUGGAAAGCAUUGCAUCAGUGAUCAGUAGAUUGCUAAUGCUAUGCAGGUCUCCUGCAGACUUGUCUGAAUAUCUGCUAGCCAUACGAGAUGUACGGCCAAGCAGAUAUAUACUCUGACAGGAAGCUUCAAGGAACUACCAUGGCCCUC
Molecule: messenger RNA, 285 nt
Organism: Staurois parvus
Lineage: Eukaryota; Metazoa; Chordata; Amphibia; Anura; Ranidae
Source: the annotation of a GenBank genome assembly